AUGAAGCCCAUUCUGUAGCUCCCAGUCCUGCUGGGGGCUUUGUGGAUGAUUUUGGAAGGUUCAGCCCCAGCCCAAGGGGCUCCCGACAUCAGCAGUAUCUUGGACCACAUUCUAGAAAAGGUGAAGGAGUUGAAGACCCUGGAGGAGAAGACCCAGCAUGUCACUGAUCACAUCAAACAGAACAGCAUUCCUGACAGUUCUGGCACGGGACUUUCAGAUGUGCUCCCCGAAGUAGAGAAGGGACUUAAGAAUCCUUCCUCUUGA
Messenger RNA from Camelus dromedarius (Arabian camel), 264 nucleotides. It is a transcript of the gene APOC1, whose product is annotated as apolipoprotein C1. The record is from RefSeq and is a predicted model, not a curated record. Lineage: Eukaryota; Metazoa; Chordata; Mammalia; Artiodactyla; Camelidae. Gene Ontology annotation, cellular component: very-low-density lipoprotein particle; high-density lipoprotein particle; extracellular region. Gene Ontology annotation, biological process: lipoprotein metabolic process; negative regulation of very-low-density lipoprotein particle clearance; very-low-density lipoprotein particle clearance. Gene Ontology annotation, molecular function: phospholipase inhibitor activity; fatty acid binding.